Molecule: messenger RNA, 447 nt
Organism: Candida dubliniensis CD36
Lineage: Eukaryota; Fungi; Ascomycota; Pichiomycetes; Serinales; Debaryomycetaceae
Gene: RPB8
Product: DNA-directed RNA polymerase core subunit
Exons: 1
Coding region: 1-447 (148 amino acids)
Biological process (GO): DNA-templated transcription
Cellular component (GO): RNA polymerase II, core complex; RNA polymerase I complex; RNA polymerase III complex
Molecular function (GO): DNA-directed RNA polymerase activity
Source: RefSeq, a predicted model, not a curated record
AUGUCAGGAAUAUUAUUUGAAGAUAUGUUUAUUGUGGAUUCAACUGAUCCAGGAAGAUAUAAUAAAGUAUCGAGAAUAACUGGUCAUUCAUCAACAUCAAAAGAUAUUACCAUUACAUUAGAUAUAAAUAAAGAAUUAUUUCCUGUUCAAAAUCAUGAUUCAUUAACUAUUACUUUAGCAUCAUCAUUAGGUAAUGAAUCAUCAAUGAUUACAUCUAAUGGUUCAUGGAGACCACCUAAAUUUGAUGAUAAAUCAUUAGCUGAUGAUUAUGAUUAUGUUAUGUAUGGUACAAUUUAUAAAUUUGAAGAAAAUACUGAUAAUGAUAAAAUGGCAGUUUAUAUUUCAUUUGGAGGAUUAUUAAUGAGAUUAGAAGGUGGAUAUCGUUCAUUAUCUAAUUUAAAACAAGAAAAUGCUUAUAUUUUGAUUCGUCAUUAUAAAGAUAAUUAA